CAGCGGGGCGGGAUUUUCCAGCCGUGACGUCCCGAGUUUUCCAACAACUAACAAGCUCUGACACUUCGACAUCAUGGCGUAGCGAUGUGGACGGACGGGGGUAACACUGGUUGGCACGGAGAAGUUCAGAAACUGAGCAUUGUGGAGGUUUUGUAAACAGUUGAGAAAACAAACUGAAGGAAAUCCCGAAAUCUUGUCGAGCAGACUUCCGGUUAAUCAGUGACUAAAGAUGAUGGCUGAUGCCAGCGACAUGUUGGCCGCCGCCCUGGAGCAGAUGGAUGGCAUUAUAGCAGGCUCCAAGGCUCUGGACUACUCCAAUGGGAUGUAUGACUGCCAGUCUCCUACCUCUCCCUUCAUGGGCAGCCUGCGGGCGCUUCACCUUUUGGAAGACCUCAGUAGCGUUCUGGAGUUGAUGGACACCGAUGAAAGGGAAAGUCUACGCUGCCAGAUCCCCGACUCCACAGCUGACAGUCUGGUGGAGUGGCUCCAAGGUCACCUGUCUAACGGGCACAUCUCUCUGAGCGGUGGCGACCACUACCAGGAGAGGCUUUCCAGAAUCGAAACUGAUAAGGAGUCUCUGGUCCUUCAGGUGAGCGUGCUGACAGACCAGGUGGAGGCUCAGGGAGAAAAGAUCAGAGACCUGGACCUGUGUUUGGAAGAGCACAGAGAGAAACUCAAUGCCACAGAGGAGAUGCUGCAACAGGAGCUUCACUGCAGAAGUACUCUGGAAAACCAGAAGCUGGAGCUGAUCUCUGAAGUGUCCAACCUGAAGCUGAAGCUGAACUCCAUGGACAAGGACAGACUGGACUUUGAUGACAGAUUUAGAGACAGUGAGGAUUUGAUUCUUGAGAUUAAUGAACUGCGGUAUAGAAUGACAGACCUGGAGGGUGAAAAACUGCAGUAUGAAAAGAAACUCAAAUCCACCAAGGAGGAGCUAGCCAUACUGAGGAGGCAGCUGGAGGGCAGAGACGGAGAAAUGAGGCGACUACAGGACGAGACAGGUUUCAAAGCCAUCGCCUCGAGCAGCUCCGACCCCACAGAGAGAGUCUCUCAUCCAGAUGAAACUCUUAGAAAGAGGCUGAAAGAAAAACAUGUGGAAGUGCAGAGAAUGAAAAAGGCAGUCGAGUCGUUGAUGGCAGCGAAUGAAGAGAAGGAUCGUAAGAUUGAUGAACUAAAGCAGUCGCUGCUGCGGUAUAAGAAAGUUCAAGAAAUGGUGAUGUCAGUGCAAGGGAAGAAAGAGAAAGGCAAAGAUAACGAGUAUUUCGAGGGUGACGGUGAUGGAUUCAACGAGUUCUUCCUAAACAUCCCGAUGUCUGCCGAGUCGGAGAAGUAUGACGUAUUAGAUGUUGAACUGAAGAGGAGGAGCCCAGAUGAGUUGGAGAUGCUUAAUGGUCAGACUGAAGAGCCUUCACCCUCUCCCAGCCCUUCAGAUCCAGAACGAGUGUCAGAGUCGGCACCAACAGAUGCUGAAAGCUGCCAGGACCCCAUCAAGAAGGGCAGCCAGGAUCAGAUGGAAAGGAGCAAUAAUGAAAAGAAUGCUAGUGAAGGGAUCAGUAAGAUGAGUGGGAAGCCUCCUGUGGGUUCCUCUGCGACCCUGCCGACCUCCACAGAGGACGAGAGCUUCGGCUCCAGAAAGGCUCGCUCAUCCUUUGGAAAGGGCUUCUUCAAGAUCCGCGGGGGCAAGAAGACAGGCAGUACUCCUAACCUCGACCGCAGCCGGAGCGCAAGUGCCCCUAUGCUAGCUGAAACGGAGCGACCGGGCACCGACCAUCUGGACCUGGCCGGGCUGCCACAGAGGUCGGCUAACAGCGACAGCACCAACACACUCUCCACGACCCCUGAGGGCAGGAAAAAAGCCAAAGGAAUAAAGAAACUCUUUGGGAAGCUAAAAAGGAGUCAGUCUACCACAUUUAACCUGGAUGACAACCUACCAGAGGGAGACUUUAAGAGAGGCGGAGUGCGAGCCACAGCGGGACCCAGGCUGGGAUGGUCUCGGGACCUCCAGAAACCCAAUGAGGUUGAUGCCCCCUUUGCGCGCUGGUCGAAGGAUCAGGUGUGCGACUGGCUGCAGGAUCAGGGGCUCGGUCUCUAUGUGAACAUGGCUCGAGUGUGGAUCUCCUCUGGACAGACGCUGCUACAGGCCUCACAGCACGACCUGGAGAGGGAGCUGGGCAUCAAACACCCGCUGCACAAAAAGAAGCUGCAGCUGGCUCUGCAGGCCCUCGGCUCAGAGGAGGAGAAUAAUAAAGGAAAGCUGGACUACAACUGGGUGACCAGAUGGCUGGAUGACAUCGGUCUGCCUCAGUAUAAGACCCAGUUUGACGAGGGGAGGGUGGACGGUCGCAUGCUGCACUACAUGACAGUGGAUGACGUGCUUUCUCUGAAAGUGGGGAGUGUCCUGCAUCACCUCAGCAUCAAGAGAGCCAUCCAGGUCCUCCGACUCAACAACUACGAGCCAAACUGCUUGCGUCGAAGGCCAUCUGACGAGAACAAUAUUUCUCCAGCAGAGAUUUCCCAGUGGACCAACCACAGGGUGAUGGAGUGGCUGCGCUCUGCAGACUUGGCUGAAUACGCUCCCAACCUGAGAGGCAGCGGAGUGCACGGAGGCCUGAUGGUCCUGGAGCCGCGCUUUAACGUGGAGACCAUGGCUCUGCUGCUGAACAUCCCCCCCAACAAGACGCUGCUGCGCCGCCACCUCGCCACACACUUCAACCUGCUCAUCGGCUCCGAGGCCCAACAGCUCAAACAGGAGUGUCUUGAAAACCCAGACUACACUCUGCUGACUGCCACCACUAAGGUCAAGCCAAGGAAAAUGUCAUUUGGUAACUUUGGAAGUCUGAGGAAGAAAAAGCACGACGAGAACGAGGAGUACGUGUGUCCGAUGGAUGUGGAGAUGCCAAAGGGACGAAGCUUUCAGAAAGGCUAUGAGCUCCAAAUCUACGAGGACGACCUCGACAGACUAGAACAGAUGGAGGACUCUGAGGGAACUGUGAGACAGAUCGGAGCUUUCUCUGAGGGUAUUCAAAACCUGACGAGCAUGCUAAAAGACGAUGAAUUCUUCAAAGAGGCUUCCAAUUCACCGAACCCCAGCGUAACAGACGAGGACUCCAUGGCUUGAGGCAGUCGGCACCCCGAGCUCUGGUCCUGCUGAGAAUGAAACUCUGGGCCUACCCCUCCCCACUACUCACAGACUUGGCUCAACAAACCCCAAGAUUGCUCCAACAUUUCAUUUUAGUGUUAAAUUCAAAGAUGAGCCAAAAGUAUUACAGUGUCUCCUCCUUUUCAGUUUCAAACGACGGUUUUGUGGCAGCCUACAGUCCUUUCACUCCUGAACUCUGUCUCCGUCAGAGGGAACAUUUAGGGCAUCACCACUGCCUGCCAGCUGGUUUCUGGAGAUAUUUUCUACUCAGUUGUGUACUGGCACCGUUUAUAUUUAUGAUAGAAGUGUCAACCAGCAGGAUAAAAGACAUCUUAAAUAUGCCAAUAUAGAUUUUAAUAUAUGUCUUGUAAUCUGCCUCCUGAAGGGAUGUGCUGAGACGAUUUUACUCAUGUUUAGAAGGUGGUGUAAAGUAAUAACUCUAAAACAGCUGCUAUGUUUUCUUCAGAACUAAACCCUGCUAUUUACGUGGGAAUGUUCACAUAUGUUAUUCUACGUUGAACAUUUUACAGGUUUUCACUCCAAAGUAAUAUUCUAAAUCUAUUUGCACCAAUAUAUAUCGUACAGUACAAAGGCUAUGAGUAACAUUGCAUGGUAAUAACAUUCAACACAUUUAUGUAAGAGCUUUUUUGGUUUUUUUAUUUGUUUUUUUACCAUAAAUUGAUUUAAAUGGAACCCUGUUUGUUGACAGUUCUUUUCAGAAAAGUUGAUUUGGAUGUCCUUUUUAUUUCAGAUAAUAAUGUUUUAAUGCAACCCUCGACCAUCCACGAGAAGUUGUGUAUAUAGUUUUUUUUACGUUCAUCCAUUUCUAAGAUCAAUAAAAUAAUUUAAAUCGG
Messenger RNA from Gymnodraco acuticeps, 3993 nucleotides. RefSeq names its product PPFIA binding protein 1b (gene ppfibp1b). Gene Ontology annotation, molecular function: protein binding. Gene Ontology annotation, biological process: neuromuscular junction development. Lineage: Eukaryota; Metazoa; Chordata; Actinopteri; Perciformes; Bathydraconidae. Gene Ontology annotation, cellular component: presynaptic active zone. The record is from RefSeq and is a predicted model, not a curated record.